Messenger RNA from Puccinia triticina, 213 nucleotides. RefSeq lists its product as uncharacterized. The transcript is spliced from 3 exons. NCBI's taxonomy places the organism in Eukaryota, Fungi, Basidiomycota, Pucciniomycetes, Pucciniales, Pucciniaceae. The coding region runs from base 1 to 213 and encodes 70 amino acids. The record is from RefSeq and is a predicted model, not a curated record.
AUGAUACCCCUAAUCCGUCCAUCCCAAUCCGUCAAUCUGCCCAAAAAAGAACUGUCAUCACCCAAGGGGCCUGUAACCUCUGCUAGUACAUCUACUCGGAGUUCAACUGCAGCUUCAAACCUCCAGACCUCUCAAAAUCCAACUCGAAAGAACUCUACAACAUUAAUCAAGACUCUGAUGAGGAAAACGCCAAGGCCGCUGAACGCUCAAUGA